CCCUCCUGUGCGACAGGUGGCAGCACAUUCACGUGUAACCAAGCAGCGGGGGCGAAUAAGUAUCGCCCAGUAACAAGCAGUGAAAGGUUACCUCGUAGGUGAGUGGUCUAAUAAAUAAUCACAACAGUCAUGUGGGGAGAUCCCAGGUCAGUGUGCAGCAGCGGAUGACAGGGUGGAGCACCAGCAUGCAGAACUUGGUGGUGCAGUCACUUGCCAUGAGGCAGCUCGGGAGGCUGAACCCCAGCCACCUGCUGGCUGCUGGAUAUGGACUGAGGCAGACUAAAUGGUGUCCCAGGAGCAUCCACACACGCCAGCUGUGGGGCUGCUCGUCGUUCCCAGCGCUUGGCUGUCACAGGCCGACCUCCCACAGCAGAGACUCUCUCAGGAGUUGGUCCGUUCAUCACCUGAGGUCCAAAAGCAUCAAGAAGAAAGAAGCUACUCAGACGGCACAGGAGGAGGAGGAAGAUGAGGAUAAGAAAGACCCAGAAGAAAGUGAUUAUGACGAUGAGGUGGAUGAGGACCCAGAUCAACCUAAGCAAUAUAAAGAUGUGGAAAAGUACGUGCAGUCUUUCCGGUACGAUAGCAUCAUGAAAGCUGGCCUGGACAUGGCAAAUAAAAAAAUUGAAGAUGCCUUCUAUGGGAAUAAACUCAGGCUAAACGGACAGAGACUCAUCAAAAAAAGUAAAACGGUAAAAGUUGGGGACACUUUGGACAUGGUCCUGUCAGAGAACCAAGGAGGAAACACUGUUACCUUGAUGAGAGUCAUCGUCAGAAGAGUUUUUGCAGAAAAAAGUAAAACAGAAAAGUACAAAGUUGCCAUCAGGUGCUGGAAAUCGAUAGAGCUGUCCAAGGACGAGGCCUUUAAGCCAUGAACUUGGAUGAGACAGUAGAGACUGUGAUACCAACAAGGCAACAACACAGAAAUGGCAUGACUGGCAGUUGGAAUGAUCCCCAAGAAGUUGGAUUAAGAAUCGAUAACAGUGGAAUAAUGUAAAGAUCAACAUUUCUCACUGGUUGUAGACAUUCAGCAGUUGGCUGGGAGAAAUGUGUUGACUGUUUACCUUUCCCCACCAUAUACUGUACGACUCCCCCAAUAAAUGUGCACUUUUUUAGCUUUGAAAAUGUUAGAAAAUUGAAAAAUUGCUGAUGAAGAGGGCAAUUAUUUUCUUGCAAAUAAUAUGUUUUCCUCUGACUCGGUUACCAGAGUUUCUUGUGUU
Molecule: messenger RNA, 1217 nt
Organism: Paralichthys olivaceus (Japanese flounder)
Lineage: Eukaryota; Metazoa; Chordata; Actinopteri; Pleuronectiformes; Paralichthyidae
Gene: mtres1
Product: mitochondrial transcription rescue factor 1
Biological process (GO): regulation of mitochondrial transcription
Cellular component (GO): mitochondrion
Molecular function (GO): RNA binding
Source: RefSeq, a predicted model, not a curated record